CAGACAUAAAACCCAAACUUGGAAAGAGGGCAAAGGACAAAGGCAGGCAGGCAGCAAAGCAACGACAUUGUAAAACACAAAACAAUCGAUGUUAAUGAAACACAACCCGAACAACCAAAUACCCAUCCAACCUUUCCCUUUUCCUUCAAUCAUGAACGUCUCAGAUAUGGGUGAGUCCAAUCAUGCCGUACUCGACGACUCCUAUCGACCUUUGCCUGCUCUUUACUUGUCUUUCCUUUUCAUCUGGUUCUUCUCCGCUUGUUCUUGGACUUUCAACACUUACAAAAACCGCCAUUUCCAGAUAAAUAAUUUACAAUGGACUCUUGCAUCUGUGCCCUUGAUUAAAGCCUUGCAACUCACUCUAUCCUUCCUUUUUUGGUAUUCAUGCUUUUAUCUUCAGCUAUGUUCACUGUGGAUGUCUUUCGGGGUGUAUGUAACUGGAGUGCUCUUUCAGACAGUUUCGUUCGUUUCCUUUUUGCUCAUCUCUCAUGGAUACUGCAUCACCUGCGAGCGCCUUUCGGUAACAGAGCGUCGAACUACUGCCGCACUUGGAUGUGUAUUUUACUUGACUCUCAUUGGUUACCGAGCUUCUGUACCUUAUUUCACAGUUCUUCUACUUCUUAAUUACAUGAUUUCUUUUUAUGUAAUUUUUCACCAUAUAUCGCAAAAUCUAUUAGUGUUGCGGGAGCAGUUAACAUUUAUCGAGGAUGAGGAUGUCCAACCAAUGCGCGAUGCUGUUUAUAUGAAGUACAGAAUGUUAAAGAAAUUUCAGGGUGCUAUGCAAAUAGUUGCUAUGGCCGAAAUUGUGAUAUACAUAAACAUUGAUGACUCCUCUGAGAAUUACUGGCUCCGGUUGCUGGUUCGAGAAUGGGCUCAAUUCUGCAUAUUUUUGUACAUUGGGUGGACUUUUAGGUCACAAGAAUUGGCACCACGCUUUUCGGUUAUGCCAACUUUAAAAUCUAAAGUGGAUUUAAUGGUCCCUCCGAUCUAUCGUAUAGAAAUGGAUGCAACGACAUUCCGAGAGUUCCAAAGCCAUGAAUGGCACAUCGGUGUGCCGACUUCUGUACGAGACGAAAGCUCCAGAGAUUCGGUUUUGGUAAUAAUUCAGCAUCCAAAUGCAUAUCGACCGACAACAAUACUUUCAUCAAGAAAACAGCCAGUAUAGCUUCUCAAAAACGUCAGAUUUUUGAAGUGGAGGAUCAUGUUGAUGCAAAGCAUAGAUUAUGAUAACCUCGAUAUGAUCUCAGGAGCAAAGUUUUAUACAGUAAAUAACAGAGAUUUUUCUUUUCAUUUUUCUUACGGAAAUCCACUAUAUAUCAAAUGUCAAAAUUCAUUGAAAUGGGGUUAGAGAGUAUAUAAUACUUCCCAGUAUCCAUAUUUGUAUCCAAAUAUUUAUAUUAAUUACAAAAUUGUACAUUCUUCUUCCCCAUUUCAACUUGCAAUUUGAGUAUCCAAUAUAAAGUUUGUUUAUCAUUUGAAGUUA
Gossypium raimondii (Peruvian cotton) is the source of this 1483-nucleotide messenger RNA. RefSeq lists its product as uncharacterized. Bases 89 to 1165 code for a protein of 358 amino acids. The transcript has 9 exons. The record is from RefSeq and is a predicted model, not a curated record. Lineage: Eukaryota; Viridiplantae; Streptophyta; Magnoliopsida; Malvales; Malvaceae.